Molecule: messenger RNA, 1923 nt
Organism: Manduca sexta (tobacco hornworm)
Lineage: Eukaryota; Metazoa; Arthropoda; Insecta; Lepidoptera; Sphingidae
Product: serine/threonine-protein kinase ICK-like
Exons: 5
Coding region: 398-1708 (436 amino acids)
Biological process (GO): cilium assembly; intraciliary transport; protein phosphorylation
Cellular component (GO): nucleus; cytoplasm; cilium
Molecular function (GO): protein serine/threonine kinase activity; ATP binding
Source: RefSeq, a predicted model, not a curated record
CUGGGGCGGUUUCUAUGGUGACGAAAAAUAUAUAAUAGAACACAUUAUUUUUCAAGAAAAAUGUAUUGUAUAACGCAAAUUCUAUUUGUGUACACGAGUAAUAACUUCAUUUAUUUACUAAUAAUACCUACUUGUAAAAUUAUAUUAUGCACUAUUGUAAAAUCAUAUUAUUAAUAUUAUUAUAUGGAUACAGCUUUACAGAACGGAGCUUUAUGGACUUGACAUCAGUAGAAAUUUCGUUCGCUAUUUAAUUCUAUACGAAUAAGUAAAUUGCAAGAGAAUUUAGUUAUGUGGUGACAAUAAUUGAUUAAAAUGACUUGGUAGCAGUUGUAAGUGCAGAAUUUGUACGCUGUGUGGUCGAAUAAGCGACGAGGCACCGUAGCGGCAGCUGGCCGCCAUGAACCGGUAUGUGGUGUUACAGCAACUCGGCGACGGCACGUACGGGUCAGUGGUGCUCGCACAGCGACGAGACACCGGCGAGAAGGUGGCCAUCAAGCGCAUGAAACGCAAAUACUAUUCUUGGGACGAAGCGAUGAAUUUGCGUGAGGUUAAAUCUUUAAAGAAGCUUAAUCACGCUAACAUUGUCAAACUACGAGAAGUCAUACGCGAGAAUGACACUUUAUACUUUGUAUUCGAGUACAUGCGCGGCAAUUUGUACCAAUUGAUACGCGACGCGGAGCGACCAUUUCCUGAGCCGGUGCUGCGCAAUAUCAUAUACCAAGUGUUACAGGGCCUUGCGCACAUGCAUCGACAUGGUUUCUUCCACCGAGAUCUGAAGCCCGAGAAUUUGUUGUGUUGUGGUCCCGAAUUGGUGAAGAUCGCUGAUCUGGGUUUGGCGCGCGAGGUACGCUCGCGGCCGCCCUACACAGACUAUGUCUCGACGCGUUGGUACCGCGCUCCCGAGGUACUGCUACACGAUACGCGCUAUGGCGCGCCCAUUGACUUGUGGGCGCUCGGCUGUAUCACUGCCGAACUCUACACGUGUCGUCCGCUGUUUCCCGGCAACUCUGAAAUCGAUCAGUUGCACAAAAUCUGCGCGAUCCUGGGCACGCCCGACCGCGACGACUGGCCCGAAGGUUACACGUUGGCGGAAGCGCUGCGCUUCCGGUUCCCGACGAGCGCGGGCGUGCCGCUGGGGCGAGUGGUGGCAGCAGCCUCACCGCCCGCGUUGGCUCUGCUCGCUGCGCUGCUCCGGUACCCGUCGCGCGACCGCCCCACGGCUCCGCAGGCAUUACGAUUUCCAUAUUUUGCCAUCGGUGCGGCCCUUGGGGUGCCGCCGCCUGCGUCGCGCGCUCGACGCACCGGAUCUCGCGUUUUGGGCGCCGCGGCCGUCGCGGCGGGUUCACCGGCGGUUGUGGCGGCCGCUCCGCUCGCUGCUCCGCCGCCACUUCACGAUCGUUUUGCUGACAUUCUGGGGGGCGAAGUGGUUCACGAGAGCGGUGAGGGCGGCUUCGAGCAGGCGUUACGACGGGCGUCGGGCGUGCGUGGGCGCAGCGUGGCGGCGCCGCGCGUGCCUCCCGCGCCCCCCGCUGGCCUCGGACCGCCCGGCGGCGCGGCCGCGGCCUAUUUGGGCGCGGCUCGCUAUGUUGCUGGUUCACGAAUAGAUACUUCACUUUUCCGUCAACUCCCCUUAAGAGCUCAUCGUGAGACAACCACAGUAGGAAGCGGAGCCGCCCGUGUCGACUGGGCCGCCAAAUAUCUGCGAUGAACAAGACCAGCCUCACUCUCCAGUCAUCGCCUACCUGUUACAAAACUUAUCAUUUGAACAACUGUAAUUGUAACUUAUUAUAUUUGGGUGCAGUUAUUAAAUAAAUAUACAGUUUACUGUGUUAUUGGGAUAAAAUAAUGGGUGGUUAGGUUCUUCUUAAUAUAAUUAUCAUUGUCCUACAUAUUUUAAAUAAACUAUAAAAUUUUAUAAUGUUG